AUGACGAAGGCGAUGAAGAACAGGGCGUACCAGGAGCUGAAGUCAAACGCUGGCAUCCUAGAGAAGGGAAAAGGGAUUGCUGCUUGCCAGAAUGACAAACAGGGAAACUUCAAGGCCAUGAGGGAGAACAUGAGGAGGCUGAACAUGAAGAGCAGGAAGACGGAGAAGCGGCCAGGGCGCCCCGGGGCCGCGGUACCUGCGCUGCCGCCUCGGCCAUGGCGCGGGCGGACGCGGCGCCUCCCCGGCCCCGCCGCCUUUACCGGGGCCGGUCCCGCCCCCGCGGCGGCGGAAGCGGGAGGCGGUGCCGGGCUGGGGUUCGGCGGCGGGGCCGGGAUGGUGCUGGAGGCGCUGCGGCCGCGGCUGGUGCGCUGGGCGCUGCUGGCCGCCUUCGCCGCCGGGGUGGUGGUGGGCUGGCAGGCGGGCCGGGCGCGCCGCCGCUUCCUGCGCUGGAGGCAGCGAUACCUCCAGCGCCGCCUCGCCGCCGCACAGGAGAAGCUGGAAGCGGCCUGAGCGCCGACAGCCGCGGCCGAGCUGCCCCUGGCCCUGGCAGCGGGCUCCGGGUGCCUGCUCCGCUUCGGUGCGCGCUGCCUGAGCCGCUGGAAACGGGUGACGCGCUGCUGGGGAAGGACAGCAUCCUCGGGAGAGCAGGGCUGCCGGCUGGACAGCAUCCGUAGAAUAGCAGAGCUUCUGGAGAAGGACAGCAUCCGUGGGAGAGCAGGGCUUCUGGAGAAGGACAGCAUCCCUGGGAGAGCAGGGCUUCUGGAGAAGGACAGCAUCCCUGGGAGAGCAGGACUUCUGGAGAAGGACAGCAUCCCUGGGAGAUCAGGGCUUCUGGAGAAGGACAGCAUCCCUGGGAGUGCAGUACUUCUCUUCUGCCCUUCACAAAGCAAAAUCCCAAACUGUGUCAGACUAAGCUAACAAAGAACUGAGGAUAUGCAAGCAACAAUCCCAAACCUGGAAUGGACUGCUCGGGGAGAUUUGGAGUCCUCAUCCCUGAAGGUGUCCAAGGAAAAACUGGACGUGGCACUGGACAGUGCUCUGGACUGGGUGACAAGGUGGGGAUCGUCACCAGUUGCACUCACUGAUCAAGGAGGUCUUUCCUAACCAAAGUGAUUCCAUGAUUCUGGGAUUUGCAUAUUUCAAAGGGCUGUCUGCACUUGUCCAGCUCUAAGCCAGCUGCUCUGCCCUUGCCGGGAAGUGCUGCCAACACAAUAAACUAGAAAAAGUUA
This is a messenger RNA of Poecile atricapillus (Black-capped chickadee), 1229 nucleotides long. It is a transcript of the gene MTLN, whose product is annotated as mitoregulin. The record is from RefSeq and is a predicted model, not a curated record. The transcript is spliced from 3 exons. Gene Ontology annotation, cellular component: mitochondrial inner membrane. NCBI's taxonomy places the organism in Eukaryota, Metazoa, Chordata, Aves, Passeriformes, Paridae. The coding region runs from base 1 to 510 and encodes 169 amino acids. Gene Ontology annotation, biological process: positive regulation of mitochondrial membrane potential.